Molecule: messenger RNA, 3568 nt
Organism: Ipomoea nil (Japanese morning glory)
Lineage: Eukaryota; Viridiplantae; Streptophyta; Magnoliopsida; Solanales; Convolvulaceae
Exons: 2
Coding region: 686-3373 (895 amino acids)
Source: RefSeq, a predicted model, not a curated record
UACCAAACAAAAAAGAGGGGAGAAAAGAAGCAAUCAAUGCAGACAUGCAUGGAAAACGGAUUGACCAAAUCACCACUCAGUAAACGAGUUUCUUGCCCUUCAACUUUAUUUGCUUCACACAUCUCAUCUCUUCUUCUUCCUCUACUGUUCAGCCAUUAUUAGUCUUCUGGGUAGUUGCAGCGGUUUUUUGCAGUGUUUAUUUCGACGAGAUUCUCAUUUUUUUUUUUAAAUUUGGGUGUUGGGUUUCUGUCAUUUUUUUUGUUUUUUUCAGUCUAUUUUGUGGGUUGGCAAAUUUGAAUUUGCAUUGCAAAUUCUUGACCUUUUUCGCACUGGGUAUCAUAUGACAGCUUUAGUUUUCUUUUUUUGGUUACUCAUCUCUUCUGUUUAAUGAUGAUGAGAUGAAGAUAAUGGCUUCAUUUUCUGAAACUAUUGCCAGUCUCAGCUAUUACUUUUAAAAAAGAAAAAAAGAAAAAAUUGAAUUCUUGAAAUUUUACUGUGGAGUGGCUCAAGAUUGGUGCUUUAUUGGGUGGCUUUGAAUCUGCGGCUGGAAUCUUUGAUGGGGUAGAGACAUUGGGGAUUCUUUGGAGUUUGAAUUGUGGGGAGGCUAAAGCUAGGGUUUUGGUGUCUUUAAUGGCAAAGGUUUGAAAACAAGCUGUGAAGCAGCAUUCAGAAAUUCAAAUUUGAAAUGCAUCUUUCACUAUGGAAACCCCUGUCCAAAUGUGCAGCCAUAAUUUUGGACAGGAAGAAGAUGAAGAAAGGGGAUGAUUCUGGGUCAGCUCAGCUCUCAAAGCCAAGGCCUUCUUCAAUUCUGAGGCAAUUGCAGGAGGCCAGAAUCAGGGAGGCUCUUGAAGAUGCCUCUGAGAAUGGGUCACUGGCAAAAUCUCAGGACAUUGAUGAUGAAGAGCCAUCAGAAAAUGGCAACUUUGGGAGGUCAAGGUCUCUGGCUAGGCUGAAUGCUCAGAAGGAAUUCUUGCUAGCCACUGCUCUUGCAGCCAACAGGACCUUCUGCACUGAAGAAGCCAUUCCUGAUUAUCAAGAAGCUUUCAAUAAGUUCCUGAUUAUGUACCCCAAGUUCCAGUCUUCAGAAAGGAUUGAUCAGCUGAGAUUGAAUGAGUAUAGUCACCUCUCCGAUUCUGAUGCUAAGGUAUGCCUUGAUUACUGCGGCUUUGGCUUGUUUUCGUAUUACCAAACUCUUCAUUUCUGGAAUACAUCUGCAUUUAGCUUAAAAGAAAUCACUGCAAAUCUGAACAAUCAAGCCUUACAUGGAGGCGCUGAAGAGGGCACUGUGGAGCAUGAUAUUAAAGUAAGGAUUAUGGAUUAUUUGCACAUUCCUGAGAACGAGUAUGCUCUCGUGUUUACUGUUAGUAGAGGGUCUGCGUUUAAAUUGCUUGCUGAAUUUUACCCUUUCCACACAAAUAAGCGGUUGUUGACUAUGUUCGAUCACGAGAGCCAAUCCGUGAAUUGGAUGGCGCAAUGCGCCAAAGAGAAAGGCGCCAAGGUUGGCAGUGCCUGGUUCAAAUGGCCAUCGUUGAAGCCUUGCUCUAGGGAGCUGAGGAAGCAGAUAUCGGUCAAGAAAAAGCGAAAAAAGGUUUCUGCAGUUGGGCUUUUUGCUUUUCCCGUUCAGUCUAGGGUUACGGGUGCUAAGUAUUCUUACCAGUGGAUGGCUUUGGCACAGCAACACAAUUGGCAUGUGCUGCUGGAUGCUGGUUCGUUAGGUCCCAAGGACAUGGAUUCGCUCGGUUUGUCCCUUUUUAGGCCGGAUUUCAUAAUCACGUCGUUUUAUAAGAUCUUCGGUUCUGACCCUACGGGGUUUGGAUGCCUUCUAAUUAAGAAAUCUGUUAUGACAGCCCUACAGAACCAGCCUGGCCGUACUGGAACUGGUAUGGUUAGGAUUGUUCCCGAGUUUCCUCAAUACCUAGGCGAUUCUUUAGAUGGUUUGGAUGGAUUGGUGGAAUUCGAAGAAGGAACAGAUAACGGGAACGAUGAAUUGGUGAUUGGGAAACCCGGAGGCUCUCAAUUACCUGCAUUUUCUGGCGUUUUCACGUCCUCACAGGUGAGAGACGUGUUUGAUACUGAGAUGGAGCUGGAUAAUAACUCGGACCGGGAUGGGGCAAGCACUAUAUAUGAGGAAGCCGAUAGCAUUUCAAUUGGGGAAGCCAUGAGAAGUCCCAUGUUCAGUGAGGACGGGUUAUCUGAUUACUCAUGCUGGAUCGAUUUAGGCCAGAGUCCUCACCACUCCGAUCUUUCUGGUCAAUUCACCAAAGAGAAACCGUUAGCACCUUUAACUCAGUCAUGGUUUUCAAGUCCGAAGGUGGGAUCAAAAGUUUCUCAGAGCAAAGUAUACGAUGAGAGGAGGGUGAAUGAAGAUCCUAUGAUUUCUUUCGACACGGCUGUCUUGUCAAUGUCACAAGAACCGAGUUCUAGAGAACCAUAUCUGACAAUACAAAAAGACGUUGGAAGAUAUGGUGGCAAAGACAUUCAAGAAGAGAUUGAAAUCGUUGAAGAAUUAAGCAGAGGUUCAGAGAGUAGCUCUAUCUCGAAUGGGUUGCGAGGCUUUCAGCAUUUCGAUCCCAAGACUCCCUGCACUCCUGAAAUCUGUCGAGGAAUAAAAGAAAACUGCAUAAGGAGAGAGACCGAAUGUGAUUUUCGAUUAUUAGGAAGAAGGGAACAAAGUAGACAAGGCGGAUCUUUUACCUUGAAUAAGAACCGAGAAGGAAGAUCACAUCACUUCCUUCGAUCCGAUGAAGCUUUGAUGACUGGCCAUGAUGAUGGUGACGGGCAAGACUGGCAGAGGAGGGAGCCCGAGAUAACCUGCACCCAUCUCGAUCACGUUGAUAUGUUGGGCCUAAACAAAACAACUCUCCGACUAAGGUAUCUGAUCAACUGGCUCGUUACUUCACUGUUGCAGCUUCACUUCCCCAGUUCCGACAACACCAUAGGAGCGCCUCUCGUGCAGAUAUAUGGUCCUAAGAUAAAGUACGAAAGGGGUGCAUCAGUGGCGUUUAACGUGAGAGACAGCAGUAAAGGCGGCCUAAUUCAUCCCGAAACUGUUCAGAAGUUGGCUGAAAAACACGGGGUAUCUCUUGGUGUCGGUAUCCUCAGUCACAUACAAGUGGUCGAUAGCUCAAAACAGCGCCAUAGAAGUCGAUGCCCCGAAGACAUAACCCUAUGCAGUAAACCAAUGUCUAGCGGUUGCCAUGACAACAAGAACCAACUCUUCCGGAUAGAGGUGGUUACAGCAUCGCUUAGUUUCUUGACCAACUUCGAAGACGUUUAUAGAAUGUGGGCGUUUGUGGCCAAGUUUUUGAACCCCGUUUUCAUAGAAGAAGCUGACAGACAAUCAGAAGAUUUUGAAGAGACAGACAUAAUGUAGAGAUAGAUAGAGUCUGGCAAUUCAAGUGGAUGUAUGUAUUCUUCAGAUUCUUAUUUUUACUUGUUGGAGAUUUCGUUUUUGCAGCCUUGUUUCAGGAAUUCUUUUGAUAUACUUAGUCUGCUACUUUGUGAGUGGAAAUUGUGAGAAGUUACCUACAACUAUAUACUAAAGCUUGAGUUUUUGUGAUUCUUCUUA